UCUCUCUCUGCGUACAUUCGUGGACUCGUCCAUUGCGCCAGCGGCGUUCCCGGGGGUCUUCAUCCUCCCAUGGGAACCCCCUUCUGCUCGCAUUCGUGGUCGGCUAGGUUGCUAACUGGUGGGCUCAAACAGUCUUUACGGUCCCCCAGACGCAUGACAUGGUCUCUCAACUCCUGUCGCCCUCGGAGCCCAAGAAUUUGUCCGAUGUGGCGGUGUUGGUGAUCCUAGGAUUCCACAUCCUUCUCCUGUGGCAGCUCCCCGCGGGCGCCAAAGUCCCCGUCUUUGCCGUGGUCUACCUCUUUUGGCGGGCUUGCUACAAUGCGGGGAUUGGAUGGCUCCUUCAUAACCAGUCCCAUCACAAUACCCUGAUCCGCUGGGCGGAGAAGACCAAGAUCUUUGUGAACCCGGCCACCGGCCAAAACCCGCACCCCACCCUGUACAACUUGGUCAAGCGGGAGCUGGAGACCAAGAUCCGCGCCGACUACUCGUUCGAUAGUGCCCCAAUUGAGUACAACACGUGGCUGGUCUUUAGACGUCUCGUGGAUCUGAUCCUGAUGUGCGAUUUUACAUCAUACUGUCUCUUUGCGAUAGCAUGUAGCCACCACCCCGUCAACGAGAGCGCCAUCAUGACCGUCCUCCGCUGGGCCUCGGGUAUCGUCCUGGUGCUCUUCAACCUCUGGGUCAAGCUGGACGCUCACCGCGUCGUCAAGGAUUUCGCGUGGUACUGGGGCGACUUCUUCUAUCUCAUCGAUCAGGAGUUGACCUUCGACGGCGUCUUUGAGAUGGCGCCCCACCCCAUGUAUUCGGUCGGCUACGCCGGGUACUACGGUAUCUCGCUCAUGGCCGCCAGCUACAAGGUGCUCUUCAUCUCCAUCCUCGCCCAUGCAGCACAAUUCGCCUUCCUGGUCCUCGUGGAGAACCCCCACAUCGACAAGGUCUACAACCCCCCGCCGCCCCGGAAGCGCGCGGCCGACCAGGACGCCGCCACGGCCGCAUCCCAGACGGCAGACUCUCCCAUUGCGCCAACCCCGACUGCACCGACCGACGAGCAAGUGCCCCAUGCGCCACCAUCCCAUAGCACCCCACCGCAGUCGGUCCACAGUCUGCUCGGCCUUCAUAAUCUGGAUCUGUAUCGGACGACCGACCUAUCCUCCAUGCUCGUACAGUUCCUCGUAUUCGCUGUGACCAUUCUCACGCCCUCCACCCCGUGGUACCAGUUCCUCUUCGUGGUGAACGCGACCAUCUGGCGACUGGUGUUCUCCGUGGGUAUUGGAUACCUGCUGGACCGCCAGUCGAACGCCAAGGCCUGGACCCGGCACUUUGUCAAGUACGGCGAAAGCCCCCAGGAGGCGUGGAACCAGUGGAAGGGCACCUACCACCUGAGUAUGAUCAUGUGCUAUGCCAGCUUUAUCGCGGCCGUAUGGAAACUGUACACCGUCCCCGCCGACUGGGCCUAUGGGCUCGUCAUGCUCAGACACGUUCUGGGCGUGGGGCUCAUCUGCCUGCAGAUCUGGACCUCCGUUAGCAUCUACGAGUCCCUCGGCGAGUUCGGCUGGUUCUACGGCGACUUCUUCUAUGAUGAGUCGCCCAAGCUGACCUACAACGGCAUCUACCGGUUUCUGAACAACCCCGAGCGGGUCCUGGGUCUGGCCGGCGUCUGGGGAGCGGUUCUGAUCACGAACAGUGGCGCUAUCACGUUCCUGGCCCUCCUGAGUCACAUCUUAAGCCUGGCUUUCAUCCAAUUCAUUGAGCGCCCGCACAUGCACAAGCUGUAUGGGCAGAGCCUGCGGCGGGAUGCGGGUCUGGUGAAGAGCCUGAAGCGGUCGUUGCCCCCCUCGCUCCGUCAACUGCACGGCAGCGUCGACAAGAUCUUUGACGAGUCGUUUGACUUUAUCGAGGAUAUCAUCGACACGGCCCGUCCCAAGCUCGCCGCCGGUGUCAAUACCUUUGUCAAGGAUACCACCGCGCUGUUCCAGAAGUACCCCGCUCGUGUGACCAUCUCCCGGAUCGACGCCGACAUGGCCGGCUACGAUUCGCGCAAGUAUUCCCUGGAGGUUGAAGGAACCGACUCGUCGUCUUCCGAUGUCCAUGACCCAAGCAGCGGCCGAGAGGGCGCCAACGCCCAAAUGCCGCUCGACCGCCGAGGCGACCUGAAGACCCUGGUUUUCGAGUACGGAUCCCCGCUCAAGGUCAAGUGGGAAGCGCCCCUCAACCACAGCAAACGCGACUGGAUCGGCCUCUACAAGGUCAUCGACAACACCUCGCGAGAAGUCACCCGCGUCUCCUCCCAGGGCCGCUGGGUCGCCGUGAACGCCGGAUCCUACGACAACCUGACCUGCGAGAAGGGCAUCAUCUCCAGCGACGUCGUCCGCAAGACGGAUAACAACGGCGAAGAAGCCACCGGCGAAGUCCUCUUCUCCGGCGACAAGCUCUUCUGGACCCAGGGCGUCUUCGAACUCCGGUACCACCACAACGGAAAGCACAACGUCAUGGCCAUCUCGAGACCCUUCGAGAUCCGCAUCCGCCGCUUCGACGAGGAAGAGCUGCAGAGCCAGGACGACGUCACUCAGGCCGCUGUCGAGAAGAGCUUGCUCCCUGUUAUGCGCAACUGCUUUGACCGCGAUCCGGAGAUUGCGCCCGAGACUGUCGAUGAGCAGUUUGGUUCGUUGGUCGAGCGGGAUGGGAAGUUCGCGAAGCGUGUUGUGUUUGCCGUGCAUCAGAUGUUCGGUAUCGAGUUCGCGCCCGAGGUUGUACGAUCUGACGGGACGGUUCGGAAUCUUGCCUGGCGGAUCUGCAAUGCGAAGAGAGUUUUGGCCCCCUACAGCAUGACAAGAGAUGGCGCAUCAACUCCCACAGAAGAGAAAUAAACAAAUGACUCUUCCAACCUCAGGGACACCUUCUCACACCCUCUUCCCCCUUUCUGCCUAUCUCACCACCACCACUACCACUACUACA
Molecule: messenger RNA, 2955 nt
Organism: Aspergillus campestris IBT 28561
Lineage: Eukaryota; Fungi; Ascomycota; Eurotiomycetes; Eurotiales; Aspergillaceae
Product: phosphatidylethanolamine N-methyltransferase
Exons: 3
Coding region: 159-2867 (902 amino acids)
Biological process (GO): phosphatidylcholine biosynthetic process
Molecular function (GO): phosphatidylethanolamine N-methyltransferase activity
Source: RefSeq, a predicted model, not a curated record